Molecule: messenger RNA, 1659 nt
Organism: Rhinocladiella mackenziei CBS 650.93
Lineage: Eukaryota; Fungi; Ascomycota; Eurotiomycetes; Chaetothyriales; Herpotrichiellaceae
Exons: 1
Coding region: 1-1659 (552 amino acids)
Biological process (GO): proteolysis
Molecular function (GO): serine-type exopeptidase activity; dipeptidyl-peptidase activity
Source: RefSeq, a predicted model, not a curated record
AUGAGAGGAGCUCUGUUUCUCAGUGCCAGUUCGCUGUGCGGUUUGGUGUGGGCCAGGUUCGUCCACGAGAAUCGGAUUCGAAGAGACCGCUCUAAUGGACGCAGGAAUCUGGCGCCGGCUCCUCAUGGCUUGCGCGUGCGCGAUGUUGACCCAGAGGAUCUCUAUCCGGCACACAACAUAUCAGUUCCCGUGGACCAUUUCCAUAAUGACUCCCGAUACGAGCCUCACUCGGAUGAGUAUUUCAAUCUGCGUUAUUUCUUCGAUGCGACCUACUACCGGCCAGGAGGCCCUGUCAUAGUCCUCCAGAGUGGCGAAACCGAUGCCACCGGUCGUUUGCCUUUUUUGCAGAAAGGCAUAGUCUACCAAUUGGCUUCAGCACUUCAUGGAAUCGGAGUGGUUCUCGAACACCGAUACUAUGGUACAAGUUUUCCCGUCCCAGAUCUGUCCACGGAAAAUAUGCGCUUCCUCUCCACCGAUCAGGCGGUCGCCGAUCAAGCCUAUUUUGCCUCACAUAUCGUUUUCCCCGGCCUUGAGCACUUGAACCUGACCGCUCCGGGCACUCCCUACCUCGCAUAUGGUGGCUCUUAUGCCGGCGGUGUCGUGGCGUUCCUCCGCCUCCUGUAUCCUGACCUCACCUGGGGCGCGAUCAGUUCGAGCGGAGUGACAAAGGCCAUCUAUGAUUAUUGGGAAUAUUAUGAGCCGCUAAGGGAGUACGCUCCGGCCGAGUGCAUUGCGACACAAGUCAAGCUCAUCAACAUCAUUGACAAUAUUUUGUUGAAAAACGACUCGAACACCGUGGCAGAGCUCAAAGCCGGUUUCGGGAUGGAAUCAUUGACGUACAGCAAUGACUUUGCGAAUUUGGCAUCGGCUGGAAUUGGCUGGUGGCAGUCCAGAAAUUGGUCCCCGGACGAAAACAGUCCCGAGUUCGACUAUUAUUGCGGCAACAUUACCUCGGAUUCCAUCCUCUGGCCCGGCUACGUUGGAAAGGAGUCAACGGCUGUAUCGCUCAUCGAAGCCGGCGGCUGGGGUAACGAAAGCACGGUAUGGACAAACCGCAUGCUAAAUUGGAUGGCGUGGAUCAGUGACAGCUAUGUUGGAGACUGCGAGGACACGUUGGAUGAGUGCUAUAGCUACAACAAUGCGUCAGCCGCCAUGUACACCGACAAGGACAUUUCCAACUAUAAUGCUUUGUCUUGGUCCUAUCAAUACUGCACUGAAUGGGGUUACAUUCAGACUGGAUCCGGGGUGCCGGCCGACCGACUCCCCUUGAUAUCUCGCCUGCUCACUCUGGAAUACUUGACACAAGUCUGCCGGUAUGCUUUCAACAUUACUUCCCGGCCUGAUGUCGACGCAGUCAAUAAGUAUGGAGGCUUCAAUAUCUCAUAUCCACGAUUGGCCAUCAUAGGAGGAGAGGCCGACCCAUGGCGUCCGGCGACACCACUGGCGACGCUGGACAUUCCCGAUCGAUUGAAUGAUACGAGCACAGCAAGCGAGCCGAUUAUUCUGAUCCCCGGCGCGAUCCACCACUGGGAUGAAAAUGGGUUGUUCCCCAAUGAAACAAGUCCCGAGUUGCCUCCUCCGUCAGUGGCUGAUGCUCAAAACCAACUGGUGCAAGCAGCACAAGAAUGGAUGAUGGAAUGGGCACAAUCGCAACUGUAA